GCAGGGGUGGGAACGGAACGGAACGGAACACCCUGAACCACGUUUUUUCUGGAUCCCAACUUGGGAGCCAACCUACCUACCCCCCUCGUUUACCCGGGUUAUUUAUGGAAGAGCUGCACAGCCCAGGUGGUUGCCUUAGCGAUGGAUGGGGAGUCAGAACCAAACCCUGUCGUAGCAGAAGAGGCAGGGGAGCGGGUGGAGCCCAUGGAUGCCACUCCCUCCCCCCAGCGACAGAACACGCCCCCCUCUGAGGAGGCUGGGGAGGCAGUUUCCAUGGUAACAGAAGAUGGGGCCACAAAGGAGGGUGGUGCAGAGGACAAUGAUGAUGAUGUGGUUCUGGUAGAGGAGGAGGCCCCCCAGCCCUCAGACGUGCCCAGCAGCACCUGCACAGAGCCGGCUACAGACAUUUCCAUAGCAGCCAUGCCUUCCAAGACCCCAAGUCCUCCUCUGUCUUCCAGUGCUUCCACUGUGGCAGCGCCCACUAAACCUACAACCACAGCUGCAGAGCCUAUCGUCAUUGACGACGAGGAAGACUCUGAACAGAAAGACACUUCCUCCUCCAUACCGGUGCCCCCUGGAGGCUCUCCCUCAUCAAACUCGGCAGGUGCACUCAGCAGCACUGAGCCGGAUUCAGAAAUCAGGAUUGCCAGCGUCACCACACUGGGGUCAAGUAGCCAGAAAGGAGGCUCACCAGUUUCCACAGUAAAUAGUCCACCACAUACAGAGGACAUCCAGGCAGACAUGAACCUGAUGAUAACCUCAGUCACGUCUCUGCAGGAAGGGGCUGCAUGUGACACAGAGGCAGGUGAAGGCCACGCAGAGGAAAAUGGUCUGCAGAUCAGCAGCACAUUCAGCCUGAAUCCUGACACCCCAUCUGGUCGACCAACAGCCUCCUUCAACCCUGGGCGGGGCUCAGGGCCCAUGGGCCAGCUGGUACAGAACGGAGACACAGGGACGCACAACAGAGCAGACUCAUGGAUCUCCCAGUCGGCUUCAGUCCCACGCAACCAAAAACACACAGGAGUGGACUCUCCGUCACCUGCCACCUCUUUGCCCAAACCCCCAGGCCAGUCUUCCUCUUCCUCUUCUUCCUCAGGCUCCCAACCACAGCCCAGGACAGUCAAGGUGACCUGUGCUAACUGUAAAAAACCUCUGAAAAAGGGCCAGACAGCGUACCAGCGUAAAGGCUCUACACACCUGUUUUGCUCCACCACUUGUCUCUCUGCCUUCUCACACAAACCCGCCCCCAAGAAGAGCUGCACCAUGUGUAAAAAGGACAUAACAAACAUGAAAGGUACCAUCGUGGCCCAGGUUGACUCCAGUGAGGCUUUCCAGGAGUUCUGCAGCACUGGUUGUCUAGGUGCAUACGAGAACAAGCAAAACCCACCCAAGUCAGGCCUCAAAACCAAAUGCACUGUCUGCGGCAAGCUCACAGAGAUCCGCCAUGAGGUUAGCUUUAAAACCGUAACCCAUAAGAUCUGCAGCGACGCCUGUUUCAACGUUUACCGAAGGGCCAACGGGUUGAUCAUGAACUGCUGCGAGCAGUGUGGUGACUACCUGCCCAGCCGAGCGUCGGCCAACCACUUCCUGCUGGUCGACGGCCAACAAAAACGCUUCUGCUGCCAGAAUUGCAUCAAGGAGUACAAGCAGGCCCACAGUAAACUUGCAAGCUGCCUGACUUGCAAAACGCUUAUCAAAACAGGUGAGGUCCUCCACAGCCUCGGAGCAGGCGGCACAAUGGGCUCCUACUGCUCUGUCAACUGUUUGAACAAGGGCAAGCUGGCGUCAACCUCCUUCCACAAUGCAGAGCCCACAUGUCACUUCUGUAAAAGGAAUGCAUUGCCGCAGUACCAAGCCACACUGCCAGAGGGAAACAUCCUCAACUUCUGCAGCUCACAGUGUGUUACAAAGUUCCAGAAUGCUACUCUUCAAACAGCCACCAAUGGGCAGACUCCUCUGUCCACUACAGAUGACACUGUCCAGCUGAAAUGUAACUACUGUCGAGGAGCGUUCAGCCUGAAGCCUGAAAUUCUGGAGUGGGAGGAAAAGAUGUACCAGUUCUGUAGUAAAACCUGCUGUGAGGACUACAAGAAGCUCCACUGCAUUGUAACGUUUUGUGAAUACUGUCAGGAGGAAAAGACAUUACAUGAGACAGUCAAGUUCUCUGGUGUUAAGAGGCCUUUCUGCAGUGAAGGCUGUAAGCUGUUAUUUAAGCAGGACUUCAUUAAGCGUUUGGGUCUGAAGUGUGUAACCUGUAACCACUGCAGUCAGCUCUGUAAGCGAGGUGUGACUCGGCAGCUGGGUGGCAUGACACGGGACUUCUGCGGCGACGCAUGUGCUAAAAAAUUCCACGACUGGUAUUAUAAGGCGGCGCGGUGUGACUGCUGUAAGGUACAGGGAAACCUAACAGAGUCUGUGAUGUGGAGAGCGGAGAUGAAGCAUUUCUGUGACCAGCAGUGUCUGCUGAAGUUCUACUGCCAGCAGAAUGAGCCCAUCAUGGUCACACAGAAAGGCCCAGAGAACAGCAGCAUUGGGUUGGAAAUACAAGGCACUAAACUUGGGAUGGUGAACCAAAGUACUGUAGCAUAUUCUGGUGGAGGUUUGGUGAGAGACGUCAAGAACAAGGCAGUGCUCUGUAAACCACUGACUCUAACCAAGGCUACCUACUGCAAGCCACACAUGCAAAGCAAACCAUUACAGACAGACGCAGAUGAUGGUGUGAAGAGGGAGUUUAUUCCUGUUCCUAUACCUGUGCCCGUCUUCAUCCCCAUGCCCAUGAAUAUGUAUUCCCAGGUCACUCCUACACCGAUGUCACUGCCUUUACCGGUUCCUGUGCCUGUGUUUUUACCCACCACCCUGCAGGGAGCAGAGCAGAUCGUCCAGACCAUUAAUGAGCUGAAAAACAAGGUGACCACAGACCCCCUGGAGUCUGAUCUGCUGUCCAUGUCUGAGAUGAUCACAGAAGACCAGAAACCAGAUGUGAAGUCAGUGAAAAUAAAAAGGGAGAGAGGACAGGACAAGUCCAGCAGCAGCAGCAGCAGCUCUGCAGAAGAUGAGGAGGAAGCUGAAGAUGAGGAGGAAAAGUAUGAGCCUGACCUGGAUCUGGAGGCAGACUUCCCACAAGCCUCAGAGGAAGUUCCGGUCCCGGAGGGAUUGAAUGAGGACAUGGCCUUUUCUCUACCUCCAGUUCUGGCUGAAGAGAAGGAGGAGCCAGAGCCAGAGCCAGAGCCAGAGCCAAAGCCAGAGCCUCGACCACAGCCACGGAAACAAGGGAACAAACGGCAGGCAGUAGAGGAGAGUUCACGUCUGGCCUCAUCCUCUUCUUCACAUCCAGCAGGUAAACUCUCCGAGGGACGUUCACUGCCUCUUAAAACACGCUACGGCAUCAAUGCUUGGAAACGUUGGGCUCUGUCCCCCGCUGACCAGUCAGAUGACACCAAAGUAAAGGAUGGAUCUAAACUAGCUCCUGCUUCCAGAUCUAAGAGUAACCUGUUGUCAUUGUCUUCAGAGGAGUUGAAUGCGGACCUGUCCCGGUUUGUCAGGGAGGUCUGCAGGCCCAGUGGGGAGCGCUACUCCCCAGACAGCAUCCUCUACCUCUGUCUGGGGAUUCAGCAGUAUCUCCAUGCCAAAGGCAGAAAGGAUGACCUCUUCAGUGACCCCUGCUAUCAGCAGUUUGGAGAGGAGCUGAAUAAAGUCCUGAAGGACUGGCAGCCCAGUGUGCUUCCUGAUGGCUCUUUGUGGGGUCGUGUGGAGGAGCAGAGUCUGUGGAGCAGCCAGCAGCUCGGGGAGCAGAGUCCUGCCGCUCUGCUGCGCUCGUUGGUCUACCUGAAUACCAAAUACUUUGGUCUACGCACCGUGGAGCAGCACCUCCGCCUCUCUUUCGGCAACGUCUAUGGCCCGGACACUGUCCAUCCCGUCACCAAGGAGACCACAGUCUGCAUCCGCGUGCCUUCCAUCUCUCAGGAUCAUCACGUGAAAACAGAGUCCAGGAAAAGGAAGAGAAAGUUGGAGGACGGCAAUCAGGACUAUGAAGAAGACAGCUCAGGAGGUUCAACUGUACGCUGCCCAGUCAAGAAGCACGAGUGCCACUUGUAUGAGCUCUACAGAUCAAAGUGCCCAGCGUCGUUGCAGGAGCGUCUGGACGUCUUCUACAUUCAGCCGGAUCCGACUUGCAGCCCCGACAGCCCACUGUGGUUCAGCUCAGCGCCGCUGGAGAAGCAAAUCCUGGAGAGCCUCCUCAUCAGAGUCCUCCUGGUCAGGGACAUACACACAGACACCAAACACCUGGAGGAAGACGAGGAGGAAGAGGACAAAGGGGAACAAGUGGAAGGAGAGUAGCGAACGCCUAGACCUCAGUAGGUAGAACCUGAACAGUCAAAAAUGGAAGAGGAGGAGGAUGAUGGCUACUAGUGUAUACACUCUUCCCCUUAACAGUUGUCUGAACUUCCUGCCUCUCUUCACUUAAACGCUGCAUCCUCCUGGUGAGGGAAGUCCACUACACAAACCUGAGGACCGUGACGGCGGAGAAGGAGAGCAGCCACAUCAUGUACUUAGAUAAAUCCUCACAAGGCGGAAGGAGUAUGAAGGAACAGCAACGAGAACCUGUCUUAAAUCAGAAAAGGCAGACGAGUUGAGGGAAAAGUGAAUCAGAAGCAGCAUAUUGACAGUUUGAUGUUAGGGCGUGCUUUCCUGCAUUAUGAACAGUUCUUACAGCGUCUAUAUUGUUUGUAGUGUUCAAAUAUCAGGUUAAAAAUAUGAGGACUUAAAGAAAAUCUGAAUAAUGCUUGAACAGACAUUAUCUGAAGCCUCGAGUGGAGCUUCAGUGAUGGUACAGAACACACACAGGUGAAGAGGAUGUCACAGAGGUAUUUUCUCUUUCUGUGCUCUUUACUGUCAAGGUUUGGGAGAAAAAGAUUUUUUUUUUCUUUUGUCGACACAAACGUGAGCACCACAUUGGUCCUGUUCACACCUGGUAAUAAACCACUUUGGGUGAUCCGAUCAGGGUGGAUGCAGGUGGUCUGGGUUGCAUAUGAUCACAUUUUUUAGCAGCAUGAAUGUGUCUAAGUGGAGAAUAUUGACAGGGGAAUAUAUCAUACUACUUGGUCCUGCAGUAGACUCGUGCCAAAUCUCAGUAGUUGUAUGUGGACAUGGAGGUUGAUGUCCAUUUUGUGCGUUUAAAUGGCACUAAGCCAAGACUCGGUGUAUUUUUUGUAUAUUGUUUCAUCUUGGUUGUCAGAUUCUGUGAAACUGACACCUCAGUGCAACCCUUUGCCUUUUUUCCCAGUUGCGCAGACAUUAAGGUUUAUUAAGUAGAUGAUUACCAUGUAUGGUACCAAGUACACCUCCAAGAAUCUCUCGUGAGUUACACAGAUUCCCAGCUGACAUCCUCUGCAUAAACAAAGUGCAGACUACACACCAGCUGCGUCGUAUUAAAGUGACACCAGGCAGAAGCAGCAUGACGUCCAGACAGCCAUAUUACUAGUGUGUGAAACGUCUUGGAUCAUUUGUCUGCACCAAUCUGAUUUCUUUCAUUAUCUGGCAGAAGAGGCACUGGAUGUGCAUCACUGCCUCCUACUGUUAAAAUGACAGCAUUGAAGGCGUUUGAGAACUGAAGUGAUGUAUACGGUGGCCCUGAAGGGCAAAGCACGAUGACAAAUUGCAAAGCACAUAAGAAAAAAAUCACACACAGGAAAGAGAAAAUCACACAAGUAAAAAACACAAGAAAAAACACACAAGAAAAAGAAAAUCACACGAAAAAGGAAAAAAACACUCGAAAUAGAAAAUCACACAAGAUAAAGCAAAUCAUGCAAGGCAUAAGUAUGCUCUGCAUCAAAAUAAUCCCUUUUCUGGUAGGACCUUUUUCUUUGCAUGAUUUUCUUGUGUUUUUUUUUUUUUUCUUGCGUGCUUUGUGGUUUGUUGUAGUUUGCCCUUCAGGGCCACCGUACAUGUAUGUGUUAAUGUGCAUAUAGAACGGGGAAAUGACGUGAUCGCAUGCAGCCACUCGACUCAGUUAAAGCCAGAUGUGAACAGGACCUGAGACGUGGCUUAGACCAACUGUAUUUGCAUAGUCACAUGAUGUUCUUAGGCCCUGCACAUUAAAUCAGACUCAUAUGUUAGGUUUUUUUUACAUCAGCAUAGAAAGAAAUGUAUGGGACUGUGGCCUGUGAACCUGUAGAGGCUCAACAGUAAUUCUACAGAUAGUCACUCUACCAUCAUAAUUAUCAAAUUUAAAGGAAAAUUUCUGUACAAUUUCUUUUUUGAGAUUUAACAUUUCAUCUUCUUGACUUCGAUUGUCCAUUUGGAAAUUUUGAAGCUAACCACAAAAUGCAAGAAUUUCCAAAAGGAUAAUACUCAACAAAAGGUCAUCAUCUUUUGAAACUCACCUACAGAUUUCUUUUUGAUUCUCAUCUUUCCCUUUCACAGUCACCUUAGUACUCUUCAUCAGCUCUAAGUGACUUUGGCUGGAAACGCAUUAGUCUUUCUAUGUUGAUGUAAACCUAUUGAAAUUAAAGUGAGGGCGUUGCGCUGUAAUGCAUUAUCCAUUAUUUUAAAGGUAAUGUGCUGAAAAACAGAACCUAAGGACAACCAUGGGACUGUUCUAAUACUUAAGGUCUGGUGUGAAAACACAACAGUGACAUGUUUUCUGCUAGGUCAUAUAAAUUCAGUUUUUCCUGCUUGUAGUUCCUGUUGAAAGCCCGUAGGUGGCUGUUUUGGACCAACACUUGUAUCAGAUUUGUCAGUAAUGGAAAGAUUAACUAGCAUCAAUGUAAUAUGAAGUUCAUAUUUGUAAACCCUGGAAAACAUGGCCAGAAUGAACUAUAUGAUUUAUUUUUGACUAAAUAGGCAACAUUAAAGUAAAACGGCAUCUUUAGGUAUAAAAUAAGCGACUAUUAAAACCUCUCUAUUAAAGACUCUCUUCAAGAUGGCGGACUUCACCAGUGUCUAAUGAGCAGCCUCCUCCUCCUCCUCUGUUUGACCCACUUUAACCUUAAACCGGCUGCUUUUAUUUCUUCCCAUCUUGUCAGCACUGCUCUCAGGCCAAAACCACAGCAUCACAGAGGACUCGAGCUCAGAACGGAGCCGGGACAGUCAAAAGCAGAGGACGCAACUCUGUCUCAAACAGACUCGUCACACUGGCACAAUGGGAAAAGACGAGCCACCGACAACGCUGCGUUAUUUUCUACGACAUGAGGGGAACCUUCAUUCACGCGAUGUAGCAUUAUUGUGGAUACUAAGCCCAGAUUGGGUUGCUUUGAAGUGUAAAUAUCCGAAACGAGGCGAUUGUUGGAGACGACAGAGGGACCCUGUGUGGUUCAGAGUCGAGGAAACACCCGCCUCCGCCUUUUAAAAAGACUGAUUAUUUAUUUCUCUUUUAUUAGUUUGACUGUAUCCGCUUUAUGUUGAUUUGGGAUUUUUAUGGGUGCCAUUUCCUUCUUUAUUGACAACCUGCUGCAGUCCUGCGCCUUCGCCUCUUUCUUGUCCAAUACAGGAACUCAACAUGAAGGACAUUUGACACUUUUCAACUUUUCUGCUUCGGUCUGUGCUUUUUCCAGUGUUUUUGAGUUAGUCUAUAAUUAUUGAUUUAGUCAGAAAGCUGAGUACUUACAAACAAGUGCUCUUUUAUUUUUCUCGAGUGUUUGAGCUUCUCUUGUAAAUCUGUUCAGUCGUCAAAUAUUUUGUUCCUAAGUUUACACCAUCAGCUGUUAAAUCCUCACCUGUGUUUGUCAUUAAUGUUAUCUACCCUUUUUUUUUUUUUUUACAUCAAUAUUGCAUUUAUUUUGUUGAAUUUCUUUUCUUUUUAUUUUAAUAAAGUCCAGAAAAUUGUUACCCUGUUAAAACGAUGUGGAAGGUGUUUGAGGACCUCUCCCCACUUUUCCCCUGAUCCUCUUGACUUAAAUGUAUGCAGAAUUUGGAUAUCGGAUAAAUCUCGGGUGAUCGAAUCCCAUCAAAAUAUGGUCAUGUUACCAAUCCUGAUUUCAUUUAGUCCUGAUGUAAUUCACGUUAUCUGGAAUUUCCACUUCCUCCUGCUGCUACUGAAAAUAAAAUGAAUAACUCAUUCAUUGCACUUAUUUUGUUGAUUUAAUGUCUUGAAAGCCAACAAAAUAAGUAUUAAAUGAAACUUCAACAACAUUUCAAAAUGAGUUUUCUUUGUUGUCAUGUACCCCCUUCAUGAUGUGGGACAGUUGAUCACCCUAGAUGAAUCUGGCAUUGCUCAAAACAUAAGAAAUCCAGAUGAUUUGAUCCUGUAUCCAGUUGUGAUCUCAAACCUGUCAUAGAUAAACAUCCGUUUGUGUUGUUUUCUUCUCCUGACUGAAGUAGAUGCUAAACUCAGUCCCAUGUGACACUUUAGGGUUAGUAUGACCCAUGGAGCAGGUGUCCCUCUAAUUUCACUAACCUUAGAAAAGUGAAGAUCCACAGAAGUGGAACAGGUUAAAGUUUCCCUGGUGAACCCAAACCGGAUCCUGUCUGACUUUCCUGCUGGACUCUGAGGCAGCGGCUUCAGUCGACGCUGUGGCUGGCUUUAACGCCUAAAGUGAAUGUGCCUAUCUGUAUAUACUGAAAGUGAGUGACUGUGACUUGAGUCUGAUGCUAUGUGUGUGGGCUGUUCUGCUGAUACGGUCAUAUUAAAUAAAUGAUUUCAUUUUGUAA
Molecule: messenger RNA, 8649 nt
Organism: Sphaeramia orbicularis (orbiculate cardinalfish)
Lineage: Eukaryota; Metazoa; Chordata; Actinopteri; Kurtiformes; Apogonidae
Gene: zmym2
Product: zinc finger, MYM-type 2
Exons: 25
Coding region: 142-4338 (1398 amino acids)
Molecular function (GO): zinc ion binding
Source: RefSeq, a predicted model, not a curated record